Molecule: messenger RNA, 1370 nt
Organism: Tarenaya hassleriana
Lineage: Eukaryota; Viridiplantae; Streptophyta; Magnoliopsida; Brassicales; Cleomaceae
Product: indole glucosinolate O-methyltransferase 4-like
Exons: 5
Coding region: 1-1167 (388 amino acids)
Biological process (GO): methylation
Molecular function (GO): O-methyltransferase activity; S-adenosylmethionine-dependent methyltransferase activity; protein dimerization activity
Source: RefSeq, a predicted model, not a curated record
AUGGACAUAACCAAUCCUCUUGAAGAAUCCCUCAACCCUAACUCUAACCCUAAUUUUAAACCAAACGAAGAAGUAGAAGACGAUGGCUACGAGGGAAUUUGGGCGGGGAGGAUAGCCAACGCGAUUGCGUUCCCAAUGGGCCGGGAGGAUAACCAACGCGAUUGCGUUCCCCAUGGCUUUGAAAACCGCUCUGCGUCAGCAGGUGAAGGCGCGUGGGUCUCGCCUUCCGAGAUAGCGCGCCGCCUUCCGAUCAAGCCUACCAACCCACAUGCUCCCAUGUUGUUGGACCGCAUGCUUCGCUUGCUCGCCAGCUACGACAUGGUCAAGUGCCGUACGGUUCAGGCCAGAGAGAACGGUCGUACCGGAGAAACCGAGUCGGUUUACGCUACCAAACCGAUUUGCCGGUUCUUUCUGUCCAACAAUAACCAAGACUCCGGUUCUGUCGUCCCACUGUACCUCGUCUCACAGAGCGACGUCUACAUCAAGAUGUGGCUUCAUAUGAAGGAUUUGAUAUUGGAUGGAACCGAUCCGUUCACACGCGCCCAUGGCGUGAGCCUGUACGAAUACUUGAGGAGGAACAAACCCUUCCACGAGCUGUUCCACAGAGCCAUGGCGGAGCAUUCCACCAUGAUCAUGAAGAGGCUUCUAGAAGUUUACAGAGGAUUCGAAGGUGUGAACGUUCUGGUCGAUGUGGGAGGAUCUGAUGGCACUUCCAUUGCUCUCGUCACCUCAAAGUAUCCUCGUAUGAAGGGUAUCAAUUUCGACUUGCCCGAUGUCAUAGCAAAGGCUCCUCCUUUUCCCGGUGUGGAACAUGUGGCCGGAGAUAUGUUUGUUGAGAUCCCGAAAGGGGAUGCCAUCUUCACCAAAAGAUCAAUCCAUGGAUGGGACGACGAGAACUCUGUAAAGAUUCUUAAAAACUGCUGGAAAUCGCUGCCGGAGAAAGGGAAAGUGAUCAUCGUGGAGACGAUCAUCCCGACAAACCCCGAGGGCGGAGGCGAAUACUCGAACUUCGGGUUCGACAUGGACGUGCUGGUGUGCACGCUGUUGGGCGGCGGAAGGGAGAGGACGCGGGCCGAGUUCGAAGCUUUGGCUAAGAAAUCGGGUUUCGCCCGUUGCGAGUUCCCUUGCCGUGCUUACUAUUGUUGGGUUAUUGAAUUCCACAAAUAAACAUAUACAUAUAUAUAUAUGCUUGAACUAAAAUAUAUGGGUGUGUAUUACUAUAUAUAUAUAUAUAUAUAUAUAUAUGUGUGUAUAAGCUAUGAUUGCAGAAUAAAAAAAGGGAAGAAUGUAAUUCCCUUCACGACAUUACUGAUGUAUAAUAUUUGUCAUUUCCCAUUUGGUAUUUAAUUUCAUGUUGUUGUCUUGUAUCC